CAAACAAGGGCCGCAUAGCUCGUCACAGUAUUACAGUUUGUGCUGAUCAUUGCUUGGAGCAUGCGGGAGCAGACACGGUCUGGAAUGGCUGACUUUCGCACAGACUUCCAGCCCGACCCGUUUUCCUCCAUUCGCUCGCAUGCUUGGUUUGUUUAAUCAGUUUGCACUGCUGCUCAGUUGAGUUCGUGCCAUGGUUCGCGGUUACUUUCGCACUGCUGGCUCCACCAGGGCGACCAGACCGCAUGAAGUUCGCUUAGCGCGCAGCUGCUAAAAUCCAUGUAGCCAUAUGCCAGAGAAUGCGAUACCUUGCGCUCUGCGGGCAAGCCAAAUGCUAGUUCCGGACGCUGCUGGAUCUUAAACGUUCUUGUCGUCGAUGAGCCAUUUUGAGAGCGUAUUUUGAGGCUGCUACCAGAUAGCCAUAUGCACCAUCAACAGAUCAUAGGCUCCUAUCUUUUCGAUUUUAGGAAGGCUGCGCCGCACGGGGCGUGAGAGCAACCUGCGCUGCUCGCUUGCUGCACGCACGGCGGGCGCGCGUUGUGAGGCAUGCCCACAAACAUAUGGCCAUUUCUGGCCAAUACAGCCGCUUCACAAGCCGCGUCUGCCUCGGCGAGCCCGAGUGCCCCAACCGCCGCUGCGGAGCCAGCUGGGAACCUGGCGGGGCCAGGCGGCCCCCAGGGCCCCACAGCCGACGAUGCCUCGGCGCCAUCUUCACCAACCGCUGCCGCUACGCCUGCCCAUCCUGCUCUUUCCCAGGAUGACCCGCAGACUACUGCCACUGCCCCAAGUGGCGUGACAGCACCAAGCAGCCCUGACGGCGCCACAGCAACGCCGACCAGCAGCAGCGCCGGCGACGAUCCGGUCGAUGCAUGCAUCGUUGCCAUAGCGCCGGCGGGCCUUGGCUCCGGCGCCACUGAAGCCUCCAGCUCUCCUAACGUUGUGAAGGAGCUGCCAGCUGACCCAAAGCCCCGCGGUGCCGUCAAUGCUACCCCCAGUAGCAGCGCCGGCGACGGCACUGGUGGGCGCGCCGCUGGCAGCGUUGGUGAUGUGGAUAUCACCCACGCAGCAGACGGUGCUGUUGCGAACGUAACCAGGCCCCUGCGCGCUCGCGGCGAUGACGCCGUUAAGCCACAGCCUGAGGCGCAGUCAUCCCAGCAGCUCAAGCCGCAGCCCUCUGUGCUACAGCGCGUGCGGUCCCGGGGCGCGGGGACCAUUCCCGGCAGCGGCGCAGGCGGCUGGGACAGUGAGGGGUGCGUGUUCGUGGAGAACGCGCUGCUGGAUUCGUACAGCUGGCACGGCAUCAAGAAGCUGUACGCGUACGGCAUCUUCUUCAUCAUCACUUUCCUGGCUGUGUGGUUCCAAACCGAGACCGGCGCCACGGCCUUCAAGAGCAGCGUCAUUGCAUCCUUCGCGUCCUACGACACGGGUAACGCCUGGGAGUCCUCCAACCUCAACGGUGUGGGCUCCACCUCCGAAGCCUUCGAGUACAUGAUCCAGUACCUGCAGAACGCGCUGCGCAGCUCCGGCGAGGUGGCGCCCGAGGCCGGCAGCUUCCUGUACCUGGGCGACUUCGCGCACGUGACCUAUGCGCAGCUGGAGAUCAAGUUUGCAAGCACCUGCCCCUCUGCGGACGCCAAGAGCAGAGUGCGUGAGACUAUGCAGAAGCUGCGCGGUAGCCUCACGCCGCUGCUCGAUGACACCAACCUGAGGAGGUACACGCUGGGAGGCGCUGCGGCGGGCGGUGGCGGCGUGUCUGAUCUGCCCACAACCGUGCCGCUGCUGGGCGUGAAGCAGCAGCUGCCCACCUCACAGCUCACGUCCGGGAUCCUGGAUCUUGCGGACAAUUGCGUGGAUCUGUCGCCACGAACCCUGGUCGUGGAUCCUGCCGACGGCCCCGAGGACCCGCUGACCAACAACAUCCGCAACGUGUUGUUCAACAGUCGGUACAGUCAGGAGCUGUCAGACUUCGAGGUGGACUACUACUCGUUCCUGGACCUGGUGGGACGGCUCACGCGCAAGGAAGGGCCGGGCAGCGGCGGCGCGCAGCCGUACGACUACUACGAGGACGGUUCGGGAGUUUUGGACCUGCCGCCGGAUGGCAAGACAUGUGCCGCCGGCUACAUUCGGCGCUGCGCCCCCAUCGCGGGCGGCGGCGGCGGCGGGGGAGGCGGCGGCGGCGGCGGCGGAUCGGAGCAGCAGGCGGGUGCCGCUGGCAGCGCUUGCUUUUGCGCGCACCCGGAGACGGGCCUGCCGCGCACACUGCGGGCCUACAUGCAGGAGGACGCGGUGAAAGGCUACAGCGCCCCCGGCAGCGGCGGGGCGGCCGCGAAGGCGCCGCGCAUUUUCCGGCGGGAUGCCAAGAACCGGGCGGUGGUGGAGCUGGUGCGGCUGUGGCCGGACUUUGCGGGCAAGGUCAGCCUGGAGGAGAUGAAGGAGUCUCUGGCCUACCUACUGGGAUCCUGCCGCGGCGUGGUGGGCAAGUACGCGACGCAGGUGCAGCUGGGGCUGCACGCACACGACCGCCGCAACAACGACAGCAACGUGCUGUUCUACAUGGAGGCCACACGCGACUCGAACCGCGGCCGUCUGGAAACGCGGACGCUGUCGCUCACAUACAACCUCAACUGGCGCCCUGCGGGCAACUUCUUCAUGGCGAUGGUCAUCUUCGCCUCAAUCGCCGACAUCGUGGCCACAGUGCACGCGGUGCUGCUGGCGCGGCAGCAGGGACGUGGGCUGUGGGCCUACAUCGUUUCGGGAUCCAGGCACCCCUUCACGUGGCACGGCAUGGACAUCCUGCACCAGCUGACCAUGGUGGCGUGGAUCUGCAUCUGGCUGCACCUGCACGCCGUCACCCGCGCCGCCAUGGCCAGCUACCCGCAGAGCGCAAAGGAGCUGGCCUCGCUGUCCUCCUCCGCGCAGCUGUUCACGGCGUGGCUGUACAUGGGGCUGGCCAUGUUCCUGAUUGCGGGGCUGCGCAGCCUGAGGUACCUCAAGCACCACGACGGACUGCGCAUCUUCUACACGCUCUUCAGGCUUGCCUAUUACGACAUCCUGGAGUUCGCGACCUUCGUGAUCGGCAUUGCGGUGCUGCUCGCCACAGCCAUCUUCGGUGUCUUCAUUAUCUCCGGCGGCAACAGCGUGUUCACGGCGUUUGGGUCGGGCCUGUCCGCCCUGACACGCCUGUCCUUCGGCUUCUUGGAUUACGACACAUUCGUGAAUAGCGGAAACGGCAUGGGCUCCUACGGCGCCGCAGUGGUGGUGCUGUUCUGGGUGAGCGUGCUACUGCUGGUGCUGGUUGUGCAGAACACGCUGCUGGCGAUCUUCACGCGCGCCUACGAGACGGCCAAGCAGGGCGCGGCGGCCAGCGGUGCCCAGGACUCCAUCUUCCUGCUGCACGCGUUCUACGACUUCUGCUUCCUCCUCACCUACCGCGCCCGCAACUACUUGCUCACGCUCGUGUGGGCGCUGGUCACGGACCCGCUCGGUGUCACGUGCUACGACGCCCACCUACGCAAGCAGCAGGCGCGCGCGAAGGCCGCCAGUCCCGGCGAGAAGACGCAGGGCUCGGUGGGGACGACGGGCAGGGUAGCGGGUGCCGGUGAGGCGCAGGGGCGGCUGCCGGGGCCGGGCGGCAGCAGCGGAGCGGGCAUGCAGCAAUGGGUGUACUGGAGCCGGGCCUACGCGCUGCAGAACGGCGUGAGCGAUGAUGCCGUGUCGGAUGCGGAUGGCUUGGUCGUGGGCGGCUCGAGUGGUGGCGGCGCGCCUGCGGCUGGCGGCGCGGGUGCUACUGCUGGCCUGGGCGUGGGCACCGCCGCCAGCGGCACCAGCCCCGGCCAGCCGGAGCUCCAGCGCGCACAGACGUUCCGCAUGGCCGGCGAGCAGGAGCAGCAGCAGCGGCUGGGCUCCAUCCGGCGCUACCUGCGGCCGCAAGUGACGCAGAACGGCCGCCCGGGCCCGGGCUCCGCAGGCGGCGCGCAGCAGGCGCCUGUGGCGCUCACAGCUGCGUCGCACAGCGGUGACCUGGGUGCGGGUGCGGGCACGGGUGCGGGCCCAACCCCGUCCCCGCAGCCCUCCUUGCCUCUGUCGAGUCCCGCUGGCGCGGCCGACCCCGCCCAGCAACCCCCCCAGCCCCAACAGCCCCAACUCCAGCCCCAACAGCCCCUGCCCCAACUCCAGCCCCACCCCCAGCAGCCCCAGCCCCUGCCCCAGCCCGCGUCCAGAGCCGUCCCUGCCUGGCGCCUGGCGCUCUGGCGGGCGGGCUGGUACCUGUACGGCCUGCCGUACCGGCUGCGGCUGUACUGGGCGGAGGCGCACCUGCGCGACUUCGAGCUGCUGGCGGCGGGCGACGCCCGGAAGGCGGCGGCGCCCAGCAGGUUUGUGCAGCAGCAGCGCCAGAAGCUGCUCAUCCUGAGCAAAGGCAGCACGCUGCGAGACCCCACCCGCACCUUCUCCUUCACGCUGGCGCGCUGGCGCCUGGCCUCCAGCCCGCAAAUGGCGGCGCUGGUCGCGUUCUUUGACGACGAGGCAAUGAGCCGCCUCAACGUGCUGCCGGUUCACGCUGUGGAGGAGGCGCGGAGCGAGGCGGCCGCCGCCGCAGCAGCCGAGCUCGCAACGAGAGCGGCAAACAAGCCAAUCGCCUUGAGUUACUCAGUUGCCGCAACUCACCUGACACCGGGCACCGCGGCUGGAGGACGUGACGGGGCGGACCCGGCGCCUGGCGGCAGCAGCCCCGCCGGCGGCGGCAGCAGCACCGGUGGCGGCGUGGGCCUGCUUUCUGAGGGCUCCAACAAGGCCCUGCGGCCGGCGCCUGUGCUGGCCGUGCUUGCGGAGGAGCCGGAGGAUUUGGAUGACAGCACAGCUGGUGACGGCGGCGGCAACGGCAGCGGUCACCGCGCCGGCUCCGCCGCCGCAGGCAACAAUGAGGCGGCGCCGCCGCCGCCGCCACUGACCGCGGCGGCGGCCAGGCACCAGGCGAGCCCUUUUGCAACUACCGAGCCGCCGGCGGCGGCACUGCUGGCGAUUGAGGCGGCCGGCAAGGUCCCGCGCUUGAGCUCCGGCGGCGGCGCCAAGGAGGGCGGCGGUGCGGCUCGCGGCGGCGGCGGCGCGGCGGAGGAGGGCCAGCCGCCGGAGGAGGAGGAGGCGGACCUGGCGGACCUGGAGGACGCGGAGGCGGUGUACAGCAUGUGGCGCCUGAGGUUCAGGGGCAGCGGUGGUGGUGGCGGCGGCGGCGGCGGCGGUGGCGGCGGCGGCGGCGGCGGCGGCGGCGGCCGCCUUGCGCCGAUGGGAAGCAGCAACGUCGCGGCCGCCGCCGCUGGUGGCGGCAGCGGUGCGGCUGCGCAGUGGGGCCCGGUGCGGCUGCUGCCUCAGCUGCAGACCUUCUCCUCGCGGCCCAAGAAGGCGUCGGCGCGCACCUCCGCGCCCGUCAAGGUAGCGCCGGCGACACCGCCGCCGCCCUCCUCGCCGCCGCCGCCGCCCGGCAAGGGCGCCGCGCCCGCGGCGGCGCCGCUGCAUGCGGCACACGUGCACCCGAUGGAGGAUGAGGUGGCGGACCCAGACCGGGCGUCGGUGGUGCUGCUUGACACAGUGGAGCUCAAAUUUUACGUGGAGGCCUACGAGGCGGAGGUGAUGCGGCUGCUGGUGGAGGGGCCGUGCCGCGCGGGCCUGGCGCUGCAGGCGCAGGUGGAGCGCGCGUGGCAGCGCUGCUGGGACUACAAGCAGCAGCACUUUGGCCGCCCCCGCGCCAGUGCCGCCGCCGCCGCGGCUGCGUACGGGGGCGCGGUUGCCCCCGCGCCGCCGCUGGCGCCCGCUGACCCGGCUCCGGUUGCCGAUGAUGGCAGUGGCGCGGGCGGCAAGGGUUCGUCGCCGCCGCCCUCGCCGUCGCCGGGCCCGGGGCCGCAGCCGUCACCGGGGCCGGAGCAGCAGCAGCAGCAGCAGCAGCAGACGCAGACGCAGACGCAGACGCAGCAGCAGACGCAGCAGACGCAGCAGACGCAGCAGCCGCUGCAGACGCAGCAGCAGGCUUCGCCUGUGGUUGCGGGGUGGCGGCAGCGGCUGUCGAGCUGGUGGAGGCGGAGCUGGUGCGGGCGGGCGGCCACGCUGUCGGGGCUGUGGUGCAGGGCCGUGUUCAUGACCACCCGGCCCAACCCCUUCUGGCCCUUCCUGGCAAGCUCGCUGGACGGACACGAUGAGAACCUGAAGAAGCUGGUGCGUGCGCUGGUGGCGGUGUACGGCCCCAUGGCACCGCGCAUCAGCGAGCGCCAGCAGCGCGAGCUGGCGGAGCUGCGGGGCAGCCGAGCGCAGGUGCGCAGCAUCCGCAAGCUGCUGCAGUCCAAGCAGCCGGGGCAGCAGCAGCUGCUGGCGCUGGGCCAGACGGGGCGCAGCGGCGUGCGGGGCGGCGUCGCGUCGGCGACGGACCCGCGCGCAUUCCUGGUGCCGCGCGUGUCCUUCAAGCCCGAGGUGGCCUCCCCCGCGGCGGCACAUGCGGCGGCCAUGCCGUCGCCGGGCGGGUAUCAUCAGGGGCCGGGGCGUGAGGAGGGGGCGACGGUGGUGGAUGUGGAGCGGCUGCUACGGGACGCGAUGGAGAAGGCGCUGGCGGCCGCGCUGGCGGGGGGCGCGGCCGCGGGCUCCUCGGCGGCGGCGGCGGGUGCGGCGCGGCAGCAGGUGUAGCUAGCUAGCUAGCUAGCAGGCAGGUGUAGCAGGUGGCGGCAGGCGGUCCCUACUGGGCGUUGGGCAUAUGCAGCGUGCGCCGCGGUGAGGGAUACUGCUUAUGGUGUGGUGUAUGGGUAAGGUAUGGUAAGGUAUCGUGUAGGACGCCGCCAGGCAGUGCGAAGUGCGCAGCAGCAGGUGCGUAAAUCUGACGCUAGGACAUCCUGGAGAUAGAGGUCUAACGCACCAUGGGAGGUUUGAGGCCCCGUGGUGCGCCAUAGCCGGUAGGACACUGCUGGUGCAGGCGCGGGUGGUGCGGGGGCCCUUCAAUUAUUGUGCUUGGUGGCCUGAACUUGGAUGAACUUGGAUGAACUGUGAUGCCGGCAUGAGGCGGGGAAGGAUUGUAACAGAUAUGAUCAUAUGAUAUGCGCGGCGGUGGCUAUACGGUAGUCUGGUGUGGACCUGGUGUGCCCUGCUCCUUGUGGGAGGAGUGGAGCGUCCUAUGGGAGCCUUGCAAUACUUGAGCUAGAGCAGGCCGACGGCGUUGCAGGCGGCGGCACGCCCCUGGGGUCCAGAGCAGGGUAGGUGAUCGUUUUCCGGCACUGGCUCGUGAACUGCGUCAGCGGGUCCCUCUUGUAACCAAUGCAAUAU
Messenger RNA from Chlamydomonas reinhardtii, 7293 nucleotides. RefSeq lists its product as uncharacterized. NCBI's taxonomy places the organism in Eukaryota, Viridiplantae, Chlorophyta, Chlorophyceae, Chlamydomonadales, Chlamydomonadaceae. The transcript has 26 exons. The record is from RefSeq and is a predicted model, not a curated record. Bases 544 to 6663 code for a protein of 2039 amino acids.